Penicillium nucicola is the source of this 258-nucleotide messenger RNA. RefSeq lists its product as uncharacterized. The coding region runs from base 1 to 258 and encodes 85 amino acids. The transcript has a single exon. Lineage: Eukaryota; Fungi; Ascomycota; Eurotiomycetes; Eurotiales; Aspergillaceae. The record is from RefSeq and is a predicted model, not a curated record.
AUGACUACGCAAAUUCCACCAAAUCAAAUGGGGACUGAUGUCCGCAAUCGUCUCAUCAACAGCCUUCAAAACCCGAGCGGCUGUCCUUGCGGUUGGUAUGUCUACUACUCGGCUGUAUGUACGCAUGCGUACCAGGAAGUGAAGUACGAGUGCGGCAAUAAAACUACACCGUCUGGUCGAAGUGGCUUCUGCAAAACCCCGGCACCGAAGAAUAUUGUCCAAGGUGUGCAGAUCAACGUCAAGUGUCAGUAUUGUUGA